CGUAUUUUGCGGAAGAGAAAGAAAUAAACACUAUUCGACAAAGCAGGGAAGGGCUAUUUCAGGAACGAAACCGUGAAAGUGACCUGUCCAUCAUGCUCGGUGGUGGAUUCAAAGCAGAGAGACUUCGAGUCAAUCUCCGGCUGGUCAUCAACCGCCUCAAGCUGCUGGAGAAGAAGAAAACUGAACUAGCCCAGAAGGCACGGAAGGAGAUAGCGGACUACCUGUCGUCGGGGAAGGAUGAACGGGCCCGUAUCCGGGUGGAGCACAUCAUCAGGGAGGACUACCUGGUGGAGGCCAUGGAAAUUCUGGAGCUGUACUGCGACCUGCUGCUGGCCCGCUUCGGCCUCAUCCAGUCCAUGAAAGAGCUAGACCCUGGCCUUCAGGAAGCAGUGUCCACACUCAUCUGGGCUGCACCUCGUCUGCAGUCUGAAGUCUCAGAGCUUAAGAUUGUGUCUGACCAGCUGUGUGCGAAAUACAGCAAGGAGUACGGCAAGCUGUGCAGGACAAACCAGAUCGGAACAGUCAAUGACAGGCUCAUGCACAAGCUGAGCGUGGAGGCCCCGCCAAAGAUCCUGGUGGAGCGCUACCUCAUUGAGAUCGCCAAGAACUACAACGUUCCUUACGAGCCGGACGCCAUGGUCAGGCCUGAAGCGUGCGUGGGCGAGGAGGCCGACCUCAUAGAUGUGAACAGUGACAGCAAGAAGCCGGGGGGAGGAGGAGGAGGAGGGGGCGGCUUCACCGCACCCCCAGCGGCCAUGCCCAUGCCCAUGCCCAUCGGCUUCAACUACCCACCCCCAAAAGGAGCAGAGCCCUUCAACGGCCCUGUGGGCACCUACGACGGCUUCAGCAACUUCCAGCCCCCAGUGAGAGGAGGGCAGCCCCCGCAGCUGCCCAGCUGCCCCCCCACCUACGAGUCUAUUGAUGAUCUGGCCGUCAAACCCUCUGUUCCUCCCCAGGUUUUUGGUCCUGGCCCCUCCUCCUCCCAGGUGAACGACACCGCCCUCCCUGAGCUCCCCUCAGUUCCCGACACGCUCCCAGCCUCCUCGUUCGGCGGGAGCUCUGCGCCCUCUGACGACAUCGACUUCGACGACCUGACACGGCGCUUCGAGGAGCUGAAGAAGAAGACUUAACUCUUCAGCGCUCUGCCUCUCGUACUCUCACUCCGGCUACCAGGAAGGGGGAAACCCCGGUCAAUGUAGGAUACGAACUCUGUUGCUAUAAAGAUUUAGUCACUGUCCUUACACCUCUCCUUACAGACCCUAAUGUUAUUUUAAUUUAGAUCAGCACAGAAUGGUGUCUCACUGGCUACGGGGAAUGUUUAGAAUAAAAUUUGUUUUUAAGAUAACCCUGUGAACAAAUGACCUCACUUCCCUUACUCAAAAUAAAGGCACAUUUUAUUAUUGAGUUGUGCCUAACAAUCCUCAAAGCUUUUAGACAACCAAGCUGCUUUUUACUCCCAACUCCCAACCAGCCAGAACCCCUUUUAUAAGCACUUUGGACGCUUAAUGGCCUUUUGAUGGUGCCUACUGUGUCACACAGUGCCAUCUAGUGGAGACAUAAGGCUAUAGUCAGCAUGUGCGGACACCUGAAAACACUUGUUGAUAACUGUGAUGCAGACAUCUUUGUGAAUGAGAAAAGCUGGCUGUAUGACAGUGUAGGACACACACACACCGUGUGGCAAACAUAUCAGUCCACAGUGGGGUCACCCCGCUCAAAGAAUGUCCUGCAGCGUGAGUGUUAAUCCAGUAAGAUUCAGUGUUUUUACUCUUAAGCUUAUAUGUUGUAUGUAUACAUUCUUCACAGCUCAACUUUUACAUGGUGUUUCACCAGUCAUUGAUUUGGGUCACAUGUUAUGAUUCUGUAUGUAUUUCUUUGAGUUGCUGUCACAGAAGCAAAGGGCUUAAUCCAUGGGGAAAAAAAGAUGCCUAUUUAAACAAAUGAAUAAAAUGAAUGAAAAAAAGGAAACUUGAUUUUUGACGUUUGAUUAACAUAGCUUCCUGGGCAUUAUGGCCACCAGUUUCCUGUAGGAAAGUUUUUAAAAAGUCUGUUCAGUACCCUGAAGGAUCCAUUUUGUUCUCUAAAUGCAGCAGGUUACUAGUCCUCCUCCAUCUGAGAAGUAUCCUAAACUAGAAUAACCAGUUCUCUGUGUAUAAACAUUCUAUCAAUUUUCUAGGCCCACAGUCUUAAACUGGCGAGGCAUCUGCUUCAUGUGCGUUGUAUUUUGAAUUUGACAAAAAGAUAUCAAAGAAACGGCCAUUCUUUCCAUGCGUGGUGUGAUACAAAAGGAAAGGGGAGUGAAGGCUUCGAAUGAUUGAAAGUUUAAACGGCUUCAGAUUGUAUGAAAUUAAUCUGUUUUAUAUGUAGAACAAAAAAGAUGUGGCGUGUAAACCAAGUGUCUAGUAAGACCGCAACAGAGAUUAAUCUUUUAAUCUGUUGUGUUGUGGAUUUUUUUUGUUUUUCCUGCAGUUUCCGAUGGGCUCAUUUUCUUUUGAAUGUUAAUAGUUUUAUUGUCCUUAUAUAGCCUGCUGCUCUGUCGCGUCUCAUUGGAUGUUAAAGUGCAGAGUGUUGGCUAGGGAAGUCAUUCUGAAGUGAAACUGAAGGGGAGAAAGGAAGCUGAGCAGAUACCAAAAUACUUCUUCACUACACUACAAGUGUGUUGCCAUGUGUGCACCCAAAUUAAGCGUGUAAGGAAUAAAACACUGUUGAAAUCUCCUUAAGUUAAUAUAUAGCUACUUGCCACUACUCUGAGUUUGCCUUUGGUCUUGCUGCUCGAGGGGCGUGUGACAGUUCUGUGAGUUUGCAUGCUCUGUCCGGCUUAUUCUAGUUACUCAUUUAUAUUAAUAAAUUUGACCGUUUUUUUUUCUUUGUAAGUAUCCUAAUGAAUUCAGUCUGACUCUGUCUCAUAAGUUGAUUGCUUAGGGGGGUUAUUUUUGAAGUGUUUGAGCACAUAGAAUAUUUUUGGUAACAGCGUGGAGCAUCUGUAAUAUGGAUUUGUGAUACUGAUAAAAGCGUUUGUGGUGACUUUCUGCAGGCUUAGGGACUGUGCUGUUGCCUGUGUUUGAGUGCUCAUUUGCUAGUGAGUACAGUCCUGCCACAGAUGGAAGCCUUUUAUCUUUUGAUCAGCUUUUGCCAUUUGAUCCAUCUUUUUGUUUUGAAGUGCUAAAGACAUUAGAGUGUUUGCUCAAAAAGAGAAUUUAUUGUAUUUCCAUAUUUGUUGACAAAGGUAAACUGACAAUAUCUACAGUAAUAAUAUUUUCCCUCCUGUCAACUAAAACGAUGAUGUUAAAUAAAGGGGAUGAAAUGAAAA
Molecule: messenger RNA, 3307 nt
Organism: Megalops cyprinoides (Indo-Pacific tarpon)
Lineage: Eukaryota; Metazoa; Chordata; Actinopteri; Elopiformes; Megalopidae
Product: IST1 homolog
Exons: 10
Coding region: 93-1130 (345 amino acids)
Biological process (GO): protein transport
Source: RefSeq, a predicted model, not a curated record